Brassicogethes aeneus is the source of this 2176-nucleotide messenger RNA. NCBI's taxonomy places the organism in Eukaryota, Metazoa, Arthropoda, Insecta, Coleoptera, Nitidulidae. The record is from the annotation of a GenBank genome assembly.
UAUUUGUGAGGUUAAGGUUUGUUGACGGGUCAUUUGAACUACUACGGUUAGAAUGUUUAUUUUGCGUUAAAAAUGUUGUUUUAAUAUGUUUUAAAGUGUUUUUAGUGCUGUGUUAGUAUUAUUGUAUGACGAAAACAAUUUAAUAUAAGUAACAAACAUAAAAAAUCAAAAAACAUUAAUUUGGAGGUUAUAUUUUGUUUUCUUUAUAUUUUGGCUUAAAAACAGUGAAAAUGAAGCUGUAUUGCUUAAGUAAUGACCCUAAUAAACCAUGUCAUAUUUUAACUUUUCGAGAGAUAACAAUGAUGUUGGAUUGUGGCCUUUCUAUGCAGUCGGUGUUGAAUUUUUUGCCAUUACCAUUUGUACCAUCGCAGAAACUGCAAAAUUUACCGACUUGGAUGCCUAUUGACGUUACAGAUCCCGAAUUAGACGGGGAGUUAAAAGAGAAUGGGGAGCGGGUUUUCGUCGACUCCCCUCCCGAGUUUUGUCCUCCUCUGGAUAAAUUAAUCGAUUUCGCGCAAGUGGACGUCAUUUUAAUCUCGAAUUACUUGUGCAUGAUGGCAUUGCCGUUUAUUACAGAAGGUACCGGUUUUCAAGGUAGAGUGUAUGCAACCGAGCCUACACUGCAAAUUGGUCGCUUAUUACUGGAAGAGUUGGUGAUAUACAUUGAACAAUGCCCAAAAGCGAGUUUUGCCUCACAAUGGAAGAAUUUUCUGCAUAAGUUGCCAUACCCUUUGAGCGACUCGUUUAAACCUAAAUCUUGGAAGCAAAUUUUUAAUAUGCAGAGCGUCAAUUCGAGUUUGAGUAGGAUACAGAUGGUGGGGUACAACGAAAAAAUCGACGUAUACGGGGCUCUACAAGUGGUCCCAGCGUCUUCAGGGUACUGUCUAGGGUCAGCAAAUUGGGUUAUAACUUCGGACCACGAAAAAAUCGUGUACUUGAGCGGCUCUAGCACGCUGACAACUCAUCCCAGGCCCAUGGACCACAAUUCCAUAAAAAAUGCCGAUGUUUUGAUAAUGACGGAUCUAACACAGACUCCCAUAAGCAACCCAGAUUCGAUGCUAGGGGUUUUGUGCGUCGUAGUCGGUAUGACCCUGCGCGGUGGGGGUAACGUUUUGAUACCGUGCUACCCCACCGGGGUCGUUUAUGAUUUAUUCGAGUGUUUAUCGGUGAAAAUGCAAGAGUUGGGGGUGUCGAAUUGCCCCAUGUUUUUCGUAUCGCCGGUUGCCGAUAUGUCGCUAGCGUAUUCGAACAUUUUGGCGGAAUGGUUGUCAUCAGCGAAACAAAACAAAGUUUACGUGCCGGACGAGUUGUUUCCGCACGCCAUGCUGGUCAAGAAUUCCAAGUUGAAGCAUUUCAAGCACAUUUAUUCCGACGGGUUCAGUACCGACUUCCAAGAGCCCUGCGUGGUGUUUUGCGGCCACCCCUGCUUACGCUACGGCGACAUAGUGCACUUCAUAGAACUUUGGGGCAACAACCCGCGAAACUGCAUAGUUUUUACAGAACCAGAUUUCGACUAUAUAGACGCUUUAGCGCCAUACCAACCCCUACAAAUGAAAGUGGCGCAUUGCGCCAUAGAUACCUCGUUGAAUUUCACCCAGGCCAACAAACUGAUUAGGGAUUUAAAACCCGCCACGUUGGUAGUACCAGAAUGUUACACCCAGCCACCUGUGUCGGCGCCUCACUUGACAGAGUACACAAUAGAAGCGGGAGGGGAUAGAACUUUGAUACCCUACAAAUGGGGAGAGGUAAUCAAUCUACCAUUGAAAAGAAAACAGGGGCAAGUGUUCAUAGAAACAGCGGUGGCCCAAAAGAUCGUCCCGGUGGAAAUCAAAUCCGGGGUCAGCCUGUCAACCAUAACCGGGACUUUACAGGUUAAAGACAACGUUUACAACAUACAGGAUUCCAACGAUAAGCUAAAAAAAUACGUGAAAUACGAAUGGGGUACGUUGAAUGUAAACGAGUUCAUACAAAAAUUAUCCCAUGAAGGUAUCAAUGACGCUAAAGUUGAAACCCAUGGGAGUGUUGUUGUGGUACACCUGCAAGAUGAGGACGCCCUUAUACAAUUGGAGGACAAUAGUACUCAUGUCGUCUGCAGUGGGGAUGAAAAGGUUAGGACCAAGUUAAGAAAUGCUGUGAUGCAGUGUUUGAAAAAAUUUUAGUGUAAAAAUAAAAAGCG